UUCUUUAAGCUGCUGCCGCUGUCGCAAAUGCUGCUCUUUCUGCUGCCUGUCUUUGUUGACCAACCGAUCAUUAUACCUGUCUUACCUUUUAGUUGUUAACUGAGCGCCAUGCUGAAGACGUCACUAACAGAAAGAUACCAAACAUCAACGCUUAAAACGAUCAAGCCAUAAUUUAUUUAGACAAAGAUUUGUUAUUAUACAGUUGUAUGUGUGCGAGUAGUGAUCGUGGUAAUUUCAACAAAAAAAUAAGAAGUGUAGACAAUUUCAUAAGAAGUCUUUCAAAGAAAAAUUAAACAUUUAAGAAGAUUUUACUACUUAGUAAACAUUACGUGAAAGGAAAUGUACCGAUCAUGACCCAGUGAUCUACAAAAGAAAAGAAAAUUUUGUAACAAUCUGAAAUAAGAGAUUUUGUUUUUUGAAGAAUCACGAUGGAAAGUGUUCUAAUUCACAAUAAUAUAGAUGAUAGGCCUAAUGAUAAUAUAGAUCACUUAAAAUGUGGCGAAGUUCUGACUUGGCAAUGUGCUGGUGAAUCGUAUGCGGUGAUAUGUAAACUCUGUGAAGAUCAUCCUUUAUGCCCACUCUCAGAAUUUCCACAACACAUGGAAAUAUGGCAUACAGAUUGGCAGCAGGAUUUCGAAAUAGAUAAGGAGCCUAACGAAGAUCUUCACAAUACUAAAGACGACGGCGACGAUGAUGAUAAUGAAGAAGAUCAAUUUUUUUAUUAUGAAGAUCACAAUGAUGAUCAUGCUUUAUCAUUUACCACUGAAGAUAGUGGUUGUUUAUUUGAGUCAGACGAUAAUUUACAACAAAAUGAAAGAGUGUUAAAUGUUAAUCCAAUAAACAAUAAUGAAGAAAUUCUAGAACCAUUUGAACAGGUAUUAAUAGCACAAGAAAACAACAAUAGCCCUAAUGAAGAUUCUAUACCGAUUAGAGAAGAUCUUAAUGGCGCAGAAGAAUGUUUAAACGAAGUAAACAAACAGGUAGCAGAGGUGUUAGCAGCUGUAAAUGACAGUGAGCAGGAGCAAAGGUCAAAUUUUAAUAUAAACAAAACAUUGAACAAAAGAAAAUGUAAACAAAAAGAACAUUCUAAUGAAUUAGCAGAAAAAGAGAGAGAUUUUGGAAAUUUACCAAAUAUAAGAGAGAGUGAAAGAAAUGUUUUAAAAGAAAAUGAUAAUGUUGAGAAAGUAACAAAGUCUAGAAAAAUUUUAAAGAAUAUUAAAGAAAUUGAAGAACAUUUAGAAGAAUUAAGUGAAAAUGAAAUAAGUGAAAAGGGAAAUGCACAAAUUACUGAAAAAUAUCAAGAAUUUAACGUGAAUGAUAAAGAAAUAGAUGAAACUGAUAGGGAAAUAACAAAAUUUGAAAGUGAAACAAGUGAAAAUGAAACAAAUUUGGUGAAAAAUUUACAAAAAUUUCAUGAACCUUUAAAAUCUUGCAAGAGAACUAGAAAAUUUAAAAUAAAUUUAAUAGAAACUAAAAAAUCAACAAAUCAACUAAAAGAAAUUAGCAAAAAUUUAAAGAAAUCAAAAGAAAAUGAAACCGAAAUAAGUGAAAUUGAAACAAGUGAUUUUGAAAAUUUUGAAACAAUUAGAAAAACUAAAAAAUCUUUAAGAAAUUUUAAAGAAAAUUUAAUAAACCAAAAAGAUUUAAAAGGAAAUUUCAAAGAAACACAAAAACCAAAAGAUAAUGAAACAGAAACAAGUGAAAAUGAAACAAUAAGAAAUUUUGAGCAAAAAACUAAAAACUCUCGAAGAAAUUUUAAAGAAAUAUCAAAAAAAUCAAAAAAUAUCAAAGAAAAUAUAAGAAAACUCCGAAACACGCAGAAACUAAUAGAAAAUGAAAGAGAAACAAGUGAAAAGGAAACAGAACAAAGUGAAAAUGAAACAUUAACAAGUGAAAAUGAUACAAAAACUAGUGAAAAUGAAAGCGAAACAUCAAAUGAUCUCAAUUACAGUAGAAAUUCUAAAAAAUUACAAAUUUUCGACAAUUCCUUUCGAAAUACUCAAGAAAAUUUUAAAAAUAUACGAAAUUUUUCAAUAAAUUUAAGAAAAAAUUUGAAAUUGGUACAAGAAUUACAAGAAACGAAACAAAAAGUUGAAAGAAACCAAGAGAAUUACGAACAUAAUAUAAUAAACAAGAGAAAACUUAGAGAAAAUCAAGAGAAUUCAAGACAAAAGGAACGAGAGGAAAUGAAACAGUUGAAAUCCAUUGGCAGAGAAACAAAUGAAAGUGGAUGUUUACAAAAAUUUAGAAAAGACCAUAAUUUAACACACAAUGUUAGACAAAAAUCUUGUAAAACUAGAUGGAGCAAAAGAAAUUUGAGAAACUGUUCCAGAGAGUUUUCCGAAGAGGAACAAGGGGGGAAAGGAUUUAGAGAUUUGUAUAAAAAGGUAAUUAAACUUCAAGAGAGCUUUGAAAAUUAUACAAAAUCUUUGCGAUUUCCUGAAGCAAAUGGCACACGAACUAGAAAAUCCAAAAUUAAAUUAAACGAAGAGCCAAUGAUCGCGGAAAGUGAUUUGAGCAAUGAAGAGAGUGGUAGUACAGAUUGUUCUAGAGAAACUAAGAGAAAAUUUCAAAAUUAUAAGGAGCUAGAUUUAUGCCCCUUUGAAACAUUACAACAAACUCAAAAACCGCUUAAAAACCCCAUCAGACAUGGACGCCGAUCAAGUAAGAGAAGAUUAAAAACAUCAAAUGAAGAUCAUACGCUUGCCAAGAGAACAAGAAGAGAAAGUUUCAGCGAAACAUCGGACAUUUCAGAAGAGAUAUCUCCUAACAACUCUGUAAAGGAAGGAGUUAACAAAACUAUAAAACAGACUUUGGUAACCCAAUUUUUUAAGAAUGAAAAUGUUAAAACUAAAGCAACAGAAAUUUCUGAAAACUCUGGACCAAUUUCAAUUAGCCCUACUGGCAUAGAUGUAAACGAUACUUGCUCUCUUAUUUCCCUUAAUAUUACACCAGACAACACUUCCAAUAAUGACAACUCUUCGUCAAUAUCCCCGUCUCCUUUACCUUCACCCAUAACCGAGGAAGAACAUUUCGAAUUCAAUGAAUCCAAGAAAGAACAACUUAACAAACAUCAUAUUGAAGAUUUAAUCAAACUCUAUCAGGAACAUCCCCGUCUAUGGGAAGAAGCUCAUCCGGAAUUCUGUGAACCUGAACUUUGUCGCAAAUCCUGGCAACAGAUCACCCAACAAUGGAAUGCUAUUUGUCAACGUAAAUUCACAACCGCUGAAGUACGCAUACGUUUGGGUACGCUUUGUCAAAGAUAUGUACAGGAGAGAGAACGUCUUGCCUUGGAGGGAGAACUAGAUGAGUUUACCAAAUUUCCCCACUAUGAACAAAUGCAAUUCCUGGAACAGCAAGAGUCUCUGCAAAAGAGAAGUGAACUGCAGGAGCAACAAAAUGAGAAAAUCUUGAAAAUUUAUCAACUAUUUCCUCUGCUCUGGCAUAUCAACUCGUAUAAAGUGCGCGAAAGUAAAGAGCGGGCCGAGGCCUAUGAGAACAUUAGUCAGUCCUUGAAAUUGUCAGGUUUACACUUAUCCUCGAAGGCGGUUCAGAAACGCAUACGUUCGCUUAGGAAAUGUUUUCGUUUAGAGAAAAUACGCUACCUUAAUGCUCAAGUAGAGCAAACACCCUUCGAGUCCAACUUUUGCCAUUAUGAGAGAAUGAAGUUUUUGCAUCAGCACAUCGAACCAUUUAGGUGUCGCAUAUGUGGUCGAAUAUUUGCGAAUUUGUCACGAUUCCGUGAGCAUUUGGAAGAGGAAAAUCAUGGUGAUGUACUGCAGGAGGACAGUGAAAGUGAGCAGGACGAAGAGGAGAAGGGAAAAGACAAGAUUGGCGAUAUAUUAGAAUUGGAAAAUUCAAAAGAAUCAACCGCUUCUGUUCCCUCGGAACUAGGAAUAUCUUCAGAAGUUUUACAAACGUUUACUCCCUUGCCCACUAGCCCAUUACCUAAUGAGGAACUUGUCACUAGUGCAAACCUGGAUACGGCACCCAUAAUUCAGGAAGUCAUUAUUUUUCCUCCACCCACUCCCGUCGCAUCCUUUGUAGAUUCUUUACAUCUGGAAAACCAACUCAUGGAGGAAAUUAUGGAAAAUGUUAGUAAUGACGAUAGUUUCACACAAAAAUCUUUGGACCAGUUCAUAAACUCGAUUACCAGUUCAGAAGAGUUGAGUCCAAAUAGUGUUAUCAUAGAAGAAACUUUAUCUUGUGAUGUUAUGGAUAUUGGAAUAGAGAAUUCGAGCCAUAAUAAUAUUAUAAUCCAGGAACCUGUGGCCUCUGAUAUUUUCGAAGAAGAAAUUCCAAUAGUUUUCAAUGAAACCCUGAAGGAAAUGGAACAAUCUUUUGAGGUUUCCAGUACAAUAACAAAUUCUAAAGAAAAGUUAUCAGGAUCUCAGGAAACACCGCUAGAUUCCACAGAAACUUCCUCCUCACCCGCUCCGCUUGUGGUUAAUGUUCAAUGUGAUGAUUUUUCUCUCGAUCUCAAGUUAAACUCACCGCCUUAUGAAAUUCUCAAUCCUAACUCAAACGAUUCUGAUAACGAAUUGUACUCCUCAGGUGAUAUAUCCACCCUGCCGCUGCCCGAUCUGGAAAUCCAUAAAAUGAUUGCUUUAUAUCGUAAAUAUCCACAAAUUUGGAAUCCUAAUCAUUUGGAUUAUAAUUCACGCAAUCUAAGACGUCAGGCCUGGUGUCAACUUACUAAAGAAUUCAGCGCGGCAGUAGGUAAACAGUUCUCUUGGCGUACUUUACAUCGGAAGUUGACAGAUUAUGCUAAAUACUAUAAGAAACUAAUAACGGAGCAGGAGAACUAUGAUAAAUUGGAGAAUAAGUGGGCUUUCUAUGAGGAUUUCAAGUUUUUGGAUGAUGUGGUAGGUGAAAGAUAA
Molecule: messenger RNA, 4880 nt
Organism: Lucilia cuprina (Australian sheep blowfly)
Lineage: Eukaryota; Metazoa; Arthropoda; Insecta; Diptera; Calliphoridae
Product: variant-silencing SET domain-containing protein-like
Exons: 3
Coding region: 429-4880 (1483 amino acids)
Source: RefSeq, a predicted model, not a curated record